Messenger RNA from Miniopterus natalensis, 2653 nucleotides. RefSeq names its product ankyrin repeat domain 23 (gene ANKRD23). The record is from RefSeq and is a predicted model, not a curated record. Gene Ontology annotation, molecular function: transcription cis-regulatory region binding; protein binding. Gene Ontology annotation, biological process: positive regulation of transcription by RNA polymerase II. NCBI's taxonomy places the organism in Eukaryota, Metazoa, Chordata, Mammalia, Chiroptera, Miniopteridae. Gene Ontology annotation, cellular component: nucleus.
AUGGAUGUCAUCAGCGUCCAGCAGUUGGUAAGUGGAGAAAGAGAAGGGAAGGUGUCACGGUAUGGACGUGCAGCUCCUGAUCCUGGAGGCUGGCCAGGCGAGUGGAGGCUGGGGCCCCAUGAGGCCGCGGCCCAGGAGAGGCAGAGGCUGGAAGAAGAGAAGAGGAGGAGAGCUGAGAGGUUUAAGAGCUCCAGACUUAAUCUGGACAGUCUGGCUGACUUGGAAAACUUGGUUCAAAGACGAAGAGAAAAGCGACUGAAACGCAGAGUCCCCCCUAGGGCACCUGAGCCCGUGGUUAAGCCACAGCCUGAGGCCCAGCUGGAGCACGUGGACCUGGAGACGUUCCUGAAGGCAGCUGCUGAGAACCGGGAGGCCCUGAUUGACAAGUACCUGACCGACGGAGGGGACCCCAAUGCCCACGACAAGCUGCAUCGCACAGCCUUGCACUGGGCCUGCCUGAAGGGUCACGGCCAGCUGGUGAACAAGCUGUUGGAGGCAGGGGCCACUGUGGACACUCGUGACCUGCUGGACAGGACACCUGUGUUCUGGGCCUGCCGUGGAGGACACCUGGACAUCCUCAAACAUCUGCUUAACCAUGGAGCACAGGUCAAUGCACGGGACAAGAUCUGGAGCACCCCCCUGCACGUGGCCGUGCGCACAGGGCAUUGUGAGUGCCUGGAGCACCUCAUUGCGUGUGGAGCCCACAUUGACGCACAGGACAAGGAGGGGGACACAGCUCUACAUGAGGCUGUGCGACAUGGCCACCACAGAGCUAUGAAGGUGCUGCUGCUCUACGGAGCCCAGCUGGGUGUGCAGAACCAGGCUUCAGCGACCCCAGUGCAGCUGGCCCGAGACUGGCAGCGAGCCAUCCGGGAGGCUCUGCAGGCCUACAUGGGGCACCCUCGUGGUCGGUGCUGAUGGCAGCAGACCUGCAGCACUUCUCAGCCACCAUUCCACCCUGUUCUCCUCCCACCCUCACCUGUGGUUCUGACCUCAGCCCUGAUGCCUCAGGCCUCCAGGGCAGGCAGCCCUGUCAGUCCUGAGCAGCAGCUCAGAGCUGGGCCGGCAGGUAGAUGAAGCAGCUCCCUGGCUUCAAGCCAGGUGAAGAGCUGCUCCCUGCUGGGCUUGAGCAAGGAUGGGCUGAAGCACAACCCAGGCGGGUCCAGACAAGGGACAGCAGAGGCUGGGCACUCGGGAUGGUGCAUAAGCUAAGCCGCCUCCUCCCCAGGGCUGGUGCUAGACUUCCCCGGUGCCCAGUGAGCCUCUGUCGAGGAGACUGUUUAUGCCCCUACCUUCCAAGGGGGGUUCCUGUUGGGUGGUAACUCAGUGCACAGCUGGCAGCUGCCUCCAGGCCAGAGAGGCAGGCAUUUCACAGCAGUGACUCUGUUCCUGUCAGCAGAAGCCCUGUCAGCGUCUGGAGUGGCUCUGCACAACUCUGGUCCUAGGGACUCUGGUUUGGGGUCUGGACGGGCUGCUCAGCAGGUCUGAGGCUCCACCGCAGAAGUCCAGUACCAACCGGAUUGCACAGAAGCCCUAAGACUGAGGCGCUGGAGCUACUUUAGAGAAGCCUCAUGCCACUGUCUGAAGGCUGCUGCUCUAGGUGGCCAGUUGGUAGCUCUCCUUGGAAAGGUGAAGUACCUGGGUGCUGGGGUUGCUUGUGGCCCACUCAGCUUUUGAGGCAGUGGCCCGCAACCCUGCUUUGCCUCAGGUGCUAAUGCCACCCUGGCACUGGAGCUUGAGCUCUUACCUGUAACCUGCAGUUGUUGCCUUCUGCCUCCUCUGAGGACGCCACGGGGCUCUGAGCACUGCCCAUGAAGGGAAACAGAGGAGCACACCUGCUCCUGCCCCCAUUGCUAACUGGUGGCACAUUUAGGACCCAACUUCACACAUGCCCUCCAAAUGGGUCCUCCUCUUCCAGUGUCCUUUACACUCCAAGCUGUGCUGGUGUAGACGUGUUCCUGGCAGGGCUGGGUCCUUGAAUGCCAGGAAAUGAACCUUGAUGCACUCAGCCCUAAGCUGAGAGCUGCAGGCUGAGGGACGGGCUCCGAGAUUAAGGCUAGCCUCCUUCACACACGUACGGCACCUGGCAGACACUGUUCCCCAGCAGUUCUUUCUUUCAUUGGUGGCCUUCUCAGGCCAAGACCAAGGCUAUUCUUACUAUGUGAAAAAGCUUACUAGAGCCCCACUCCUUCCCUUCCCAUGGGCAGCCCCUGCCCUGUGGGGACAGAGCCAGCAUUCACCCAGAUGCUGGGGCCAUGGGAGAAAUGGGUGCUCUAGUCCACGGAGAAGACGACUCCCCAUCCAGAAAAUGGGGACACUUAAGUGACAAAAAUACCUUUUUUUAUAUGCAUCAAUAUUUUGUGUUCAUUAAAACUGGUUGGUUAUCCAUCACAGUCUAGUUCUGUGUUCUGGGCUAGAAGCGGCCAGGCCAUUAGGCCCAGGGCCUUGUCGUCCUCAGCAGCCAAGCGCAAGCCUGUUAACCAUCCCACCAGACAGCAAGAUAGGCUCCUUGAGCAGAGUGGGCAGUCUGGGCACUUGGCCCUCAAGGCAUCUCUGCUCAUGGGCGAACAAGCUCAAAAAGCAGUGGUUCUCAGCCUUGGCUGCGAAAAAUUUUAAAAGUCCUAAUGUCCGCCUGGCCGGGCGUGGCUCAGCA